This is a messenger RNA of Hermetia illucens (black soldier fly), 2419 nucleotides long. RefSeq names its product ankyrin repeat domain-containing protein 29. The coding region runs from base 1177 to 2082 and encodes 301 amino acids. Gene Ontology annotation, molecular function: protein binding. The record is from RefSeq and is a predicted model, not a curated record. Lineage: Eukaryota; Metazoa; Arthropoda; Insecta; Diptera; Stratiomyidae. The transcript is spliced from 9 exons.
AUGCUCGUCCUUAAUCAAAAUCCUAAAUGUCAUAAGACAGGAGAUUCGCAUAUUUGUUGUUAUUAGCAAAUUUUACCGUAGCAUUAGUAGUUUCUUUGCAUAAGUUACACAAAACUGUUUGAAGAUAACCAAAAUAAUACUGCAAUGUUGCCCGGAGCUGUUUUCUUGAGCUCUAGAAAUCGCUAAGAAGAAAAAAAAAACUUAUUUACCUGAACGGGUCUCUUCGCUGCUUACCGAGGAGCAUCACGGUGACUUGGAGAAGAUAACAAUCUGAAGAAGCGCAACACGGAGUGAAGCCGCGUCACUGAACCUCGCUUUAUGCACUCGUUAUUUGUAUUGACACGCAAUGGUACCCUCCGACUGCGGGGCUCCGUGGGAUAGAAGCCCCUCAUGCCAGUGAUAUAAGAUACCGGUAUUACUAGGUAGUCUAGUGACUGAUCGUAGAAUGGCUAGAGAAUCGUAUCUGCAGUGUUUAUCAGACGACCAAGAAGCCAGUUGAGAAGUUGAAGAAAACAGCGAGCGGACUGACUUGCAAUCGGUAUCUAUGCAAUUAUCGUUUAGACUUUCAGAUACUCAUUAGUGGGCUGCUGAAGUAGAAUAGUUCAAGACUUGGUGGCGUUUGGAAGCGAUCGCAGGGCUCGAAAUAGUUACCCAGGUCGUCUUGGAAAUGGUGUUGGCCGCCAAGAUUGGGCUGCUUUGACGAUAUACUACGUAUAGUGCAAAUUUCUCAAUCGUGCGUCGUCGUACGCCAGAGAAACUAAUUUGGUCGCUUAUCUAAGAUUCAGUGACUCGAACGAUUGCUGGCUUCCCUCCAGGUCGCUUUUAUUGUAGCGGAUUUGCCGCGUUCAGUGCAGAUUAGUUAGUGUUCCGAUAAAGUUAUGUAAAAGAUACUAAUCGAAUCCAUCCAUUCUGCUUGUGAUCGAAAAUCAUAACAAGUUUUUAAGUAACCGUUCUCCUUCGUGUGAAAGCUUGUUCCUAUUUUUAUUCGAGUGAUAUAUCUUUAUAGAAACCUAAAGAUACACAUAAACGAACGGGUAAUGUGAUUUAUGACGUCAAUUCGAUCCGGAGUAAUUCUUAGUUAAGAAAAAAAUGUCGCCGGAACGAUAACGUUCGACGAUAGUGCGAUAUCAGUUGACUACUCAUCAGCGAGCCAGGAAGCGGAGAGACGAAGGAGAAAUGUCGCUUAAGAAAGAAACGCCAUCGGAUGUGCUACUCCAUUUGGCCGCACUUCGAGGUGAUGAUAUCACGCUUAAAAGAGUUCUCGACAGCGGGAAAGUUCACGUUGACUGCAAAGACGAUGAUGGCACAACUCCAUUAAUACUUGCGGCAGCAGGAGGUCAUACUCCUUGCGUUUUGGAGCUAUUGGAGCAAGGAGCGGAUGUGAAUGCGAAAAGAAGUACAGGGACGACAGCGCUAUUCUUCGCUGCGCAAGGGGGUCAUACGGAACUUGCCAAAAUAUUGAUCAAAGCAGGCGCUCCUGUAGACAGCGCAUCUAUUGACGGAGGAACUCCACUAUUCAUUGCUUGCCAAGGUGGGCAUGUUAGUCUGGUGAAGGAGCUGAUAAACUGCGGGGCAAAUGUAAAUUCUUGUAUGAAAGACAAAGCAACGCCUGUAUUUAUAGCGUCACAAAACGGUCAUCGUAGUGUUCUAUUAAUGCUUCUUGCUGCCGGAGCUGCAGUGGAUACUAGACGUAAUGACGGAGCAACGCCCUUAUGGAUUGCAGCACAGAUGGGACAUGAUCACAUUUGUAAAGUCCUCCUGCAAAACAAUGCCGAAGUUGAUGCCGUUCGCAGUGAUGGAGCAACUCCAUUAUUCAAAGCUGCACAUAAAGGAUACUCAGCGGUGACGGGGGAACUACUUAAGUUUAGGCCAAAUCUUGGAAUAUUGCCGAAUGGCGAAUCAGCCCUGCAUGCAGCCGCUAUGUUUGGACACCUAGCAGUAGUCAAGCAACUGGUAGCAGCCGGAAGUGAUAUAUUUCUGAAGAAUCAAGAUGGUCUGACUGCCUUACAAGUAGCCUCGUUGCAGAAAUAUGUUGUAAUCGUAGAAUACCUCAAAGAUCGAAUCAAGAGUAUGGGUGUUUAAUGAAUACUUUUUUGUACAUAUGUGUACGCGAAUAUAUAUAUGUUUGUAGAUAGCUCAAUUGGAAGAAAUCUCAACCACACAUUACAAGCUCAAAUAUUGUUGUUAGUAGGAUAGUUUGAAUUGUUGUAAAAAUCACUAAAAUAGUCAGAAAUUGACGCACUAUACACUUUUGUAUACUGUCCUGCCUUUUGGAAGAAACAUUUUCCCUACAAUUUCUCCACUAUUUACAUGGUUCAAUUAAAUGUGCAAUAAGCGUAGUUUUAAUAUAUUUUAAUUAAUGAAGAAUGUUAACACUAGGAUAAUACUUCAAGUUGAUAAUAAAAGAAAUUGUUGAUAA